AUGUCGACGAUGCCUAAGGACUUAAAUGAUGGUGACUCUAGUUACGCCCCGGGAAUUCUUGAUGACAAGUCGGCUUGUGCUGCAUGGCGCAGCAACCAGCGCCUAUUCACCUCUUUGCUUGCUAUAUUCUCCGCAGCCGGCGGUCAGUUAGUCGGUCAGCGAGUAGGUGUCCGCUUGCGCGAUGAAACUCGAGUGGCGGGACGCUUAGUCGAGGUCAACGGUCGUCUCAAUCUGACGCUAGACCAAGGCGUUUUGGUUGAGAGACCUUACGGAGACCGAGAGAUUCAUAUACUAAAAGUGAGUCACCUUUAUCCUUUCUUCUGUCCUCCCAUCAGUGAUUGCAGCAAAAAAUAA
This is a messenger RNA of Protopolystoma xenopodis, 354 nucleotides long. NCBI's taxonomy places the organism in Eukaryota, Metazoa, Platyhelminthes, Monogenea, Polystomatidea, Polystomatidae. The record is from the annotation of a GenBank genome assembly.